AUGGACCCGACACGGGCCGAAGCUGACUCGUCACCGGCCGGCGAACAGGGCGUCGGCGGAAGCAACAGCGGCAGUAGCACCAGCCAUGCGAGUCCCGGCGGCAGUCCAGCAACAGUUGCAUCGUCUGCACACGACAGCAACGAGAAGGACGACAACGACAGGAGCGCAACAGAGCCAUCUCCACAAGCACAGUCUCAACCGCCUCCGCCGCCGGCGCUGGCGCCGGCGCCGACACCGGCUCCGGUGAAGCAGGAACCCCCGACACGUAAGACCCCCGAGGCCACCGUCGAGAUGCUCGAGCGGCUCUCGAUCACAGGCGCGAACGCGCUGAACGACCGCGACCACGACUUCACCGGCUCGGCGGCCACGCGCGAGUUGCGGUCGCGGAUGGCGGCGAGCUGGCGCGGGCAGAUCGACACGUACGCGCACGCGAGGGAGGUGACCUUCGCGGAGCAGUCGGCGAUGUGGGCGCAGCGGCGGGCGCAGUACCCGGACGUGCACUUCGAGGUGGUGGCCAUCUCGACGGAGGUCGACGAGCGCAGGGGCGAGGCCCUGGUGUUCAUGGACAUGGAGGUGUCCGGGCUGGCGACGUUCAACCUCCAGGCGAUGAGCGAGCUCACGUGGAAGAAGGUCCGCGGCCAGUGGAUGCUGGCCCAUACGCUUUCACUGAGAGGCACGCGGGGGAAUAGUGGGGGGUUUGGGUGA
Molecule: messenger RNA, 705 nt
Organism: Dissoconium aciculare CBS 342.82
Lineage: Eukaryota; Fungi; Ascomycota; Dothideomycetes; Mycosphaerellales; Dissoconiaceae
Exons: 1
Coding region: 1-705 (234 amino acids)
Source: RefSeq, a predicted model, not a curated record